UGGGAAGCAAAAAGGCAUAUUUGAAGAGCCUGCAGUUGCAAUUGGCGGUGAGGAUAGAAAUGUGAGUUUGAUAUCCAAAAGAAGACGAAACUCUGGAAACGUCUCUAUCCAGUCCAUGGCGCAAAAUCGGAAGCUUGAGCUGAUCAACCACGCGAUUCAAUGUCUUUCAGAAGAGAAGAGGAAUCAGUUUCUUGACGCCAAAGACGACGAUGCUGAAUACCAACUCGCUCUUUCGCGACUUCUCACUGAGUUAGAAAUGUCGAAAGGAGAAGGCGCGCUUGAGCAAUCUGAAGCUUCUAGCCCCACAGAGAUAGUACCUUCUGCAGCUGAAAAGGCAGAAAACAAGAAUGUCAAAGUUGAUGAAGUAGGUGAGAGAUGUAGGGGAAAUGAUGAUAUAGUGAAAGAACUGAAGAAUCUAAAAAGGCAGAAUUUCAUUACUCACUGUCUUCUUUCGGUCAUGAUUGUGCUCACUGUAACUUGGCAAAUAUCAGAGGCCUCUCUUGUUUUGAAAGUCAAAGAUGGACUGAACCAUCCAUUUAGAGCCUUUGGAAGUUUGUUCACUGGGAAGUUUAAAUUGCCAGAUAUGAAUGGCCUACGUGCAGAUGACAAAGAUGACCAAUCAGAAUCUUCUGCUCUUCCCUCUCUCAAGAUUCCAGAUAUGCCUCCCAUGGAUAUUUCAAAUUUAGGUUCCAAUGAUGAAGAAUGAGACAAACCAGUUUUAUUUUU
Messenger RNA from Neltuma alba, 726 nucleotides. RefSeq lists its product as uncharacterized. The record is from RefSeq and is a predicted model, not a curated record. Bases 116 to 706 code for a protein of 196 amino acids. The transcript is spliced from 2 exons. NCBI's taxonomy places the organism in Eukaryota, Viridiplantae, Streptophyta, Magnoliopsida, Fabales, Fabaceae.